ACCGCGCAGCGGCUAGUUCUGCCUUAAAUGGUGCGCGGCGGUUCAAUUGGCUUUUGGGUGUGUGCGUUAGCACCUUGUGGACUUCAUUUCACUAAUCGAAAUGAAUCGGUAUUCUGUAAUUGUGAGUUUCAUGGGUUAGGGAAUCGUGCGUCCCAAACAAAUGCUACGCAUAUUUAUUGCUGCAUCCUUAUGUUACCAAAUCGAUAGAGGAUUCUGGAUUUUGAUGAGUGAGUUGGGAAAAGCGCUGAAGAUUUCUUAGCAGAGCGUUUAUCUGUUGGAGUUGAGGGACCUGCAUGUUGAGCAAGGGUAAGGGUUAGAGGAAAGGUUUUCGUUCAGAAACAGGAGUUUAGGGUUUUUGAGGACUGAAAUUUUGCGGUGAUGGCAAGUAGGAUCUCUAUUCGGGUACUUGCCAAACGCUCUAUAUCUCUUUGGUCGGUGGUUGAGAGGAAUGGUUCUCCUAUGGGAUUACAGAAUGGGGGUGUUUCUGGGUCACCCCAAACACCCCAUACUUCUGAAGUAAGCAAGCAAUCAGGAAUAUUUGCCUUUCAGCAUGUUCGUUCGUUGGUCGGCAGUACAAAACCAGAGCUCAAGGAUGAUACAGACGAUGUUCCCAACAUGCCCCGGCUUAGCAGUUCUGGAACAAUGGGGCGUCGGUUUUACAAGAAAACGCACACGAAGCCGGCAGAGGAUGGAUCUGGGUACAUAGUAAUGCUGGAUGGUAGGGAACUUAAAACUCCUGCCAGGAAGCCAUUAAAAGUACCUAAUGCAGCGCUCGCUCUUGCAAUCGCUGCGGAGUGGGAGUGGCAGCAAAGUGGCAUCCGACCGUACACAAUGCCGAUGAUGAAGCUCGCGGCUACUUCCAUAGAUCAGAUUCCCAGAGACCGAGAACGGGUCAUUCACACACUUCUGAAGUACUUUCAUACAGAUUCCCUGUGCUUACGAGCUGAAGACACCGAUCCUGUUGCUGAGAAGCAGUCCGCUGUAUGGGAUCCUCUUAUCGACUGGGCAGAGCAGGAGAUUGGUGAGCGUCCCGCGGUGACUUCAAGCAUCUUUGGGACUACACAGCCCUCACAUGUGCUUGAAGCGAUGGAGAAAGUUUUGAUGCAAAGCAGUGAUUGGCAACUAGCAGCUAUUGACUGGUUAGCAGGUACAGCACGCUCCCUGAUUGUUGCGCUGGCUAUAGCUCGCGGGCGACUGGGCAUUGAAGAAGCAAUGGAGGUCAUUCGGCUGGAAGAAAAUCACCAAGUAGAGGAGUGGGGAUAUGUGGAAGGCGGUCAUGACAUCGAUGAGGCCGAUAUGCGAGUUAAAAUCGCCGCUUGCUCUGUUUUCAUGCGACUCCUUUAAGUUAAGGAAAACCAGGAGCGCAUUGUUCAAGUUAGGAAGAACUGGCCAACGAGUUGAGCUUAUUUCUUGUAGAGCAUUAGGGUAUUAGGGUAACAUCCCUGCAGAACUGGGGUUUUCAAUCAACAGAACCAGAGGGCUUGUAUUCCAAAUCUGGGUGAGGGAGCAGAUUAUUGUAAUAAGGAGCUCUAGAGGUUUCAAAAUAUACUGUCAUCUUUUCGCAACUAUGAAAUAUUUUUGGAGAAUCGCGGCCCUGAAGGAUUCUGAUCGAGAGCUUGCAGUGAAGUAGGUGUAUGGAGAGGGACGGUGGGGAAAUGUGAGAUGGCACUUUAGAUGGGAAGAGUUGGUCUUGAUUUGUAAUUGCACAAGUAUGACGAAAAUACUCUAAGAAAAGAGUGCUCAAAAUCCUUCCCUU
Messenger RNA from Physcomitrium patens, 1756 nucleotides. RefSeq lists its product as uncharacterized. Gene Ontology annotation, biological process: mitochondrial proton-transporting ATP synthase complex assembly. Gene Ontology annotation, cellular component: mitochondrion. The record is from RefSeq and is a predicted model, not a curated record. Lineage: Eukaryota; Viridiplantae; Streptophyta; Bryopsida; Funariales; Funariaceae.